Messenger RNA from Mya arenaria, 10074 nucleotides. RefSeq names its product rho guanine nucleotide exchange factor 28-like. The record is from RefSeq and is a predicted model, not a curated record. NCBI's taxonomy places the organism in Eukaryota, Metazoa, Mollusca, Bivalvia, Myida, Myidae. Bases 79 to 6189 code for a protein of 2036 amino acids. Gene Ontology annotation, biological process: regulation of Rho protein signal transduction. Gene Ontology annotation, molecular function: guanyl-nucleotide exchange factor activity. The transcript has 47 exons.
CAAAAUACAAUGGCGGAAAUGAAAGCAUUUGUGACAGAGUUUUGCUAAUAUUUUAACGAUAAAAAAUGAAUUGAGUCAAUGGCAUUUUCAAUUAAAGAAGCUCCAGUAUAUGGUGGGGUAACUCUGGUGGUAGAGUUUGAUGAAGACACACCCCUCUCGUCCCUCGGCAACUACUAUGUCGUGUACGAAGGUUCUCGACAACGUCAUGUGACCCAGUCCCGACUACUAGCACCCACAAAACUACACUCUGUUGUGCCAAGUCAUAGUGAAGAAGAGGACGUUUUAGUGUCUGUUGUAGACUUCCAGGGACCUCAAGUGUCUGCCCCUCUUCUUGCGCGAGGCCAUAUAACAUUCCGGACGGACUCCACCUUCCAUUUAGCGGAGUUCUUACGAGACAGUGUGUUCCAUAUAGACUCGCUUGCAGACCUUGAACUAAUCAAGGGAGAUAAUUUCAAUAUUGCCAAUGAGGAGUUAUCUACUCUUGAUGUGCGAUUAAGUCGUGCAUUAACGUAUUUAGGUUUUCCGGAAUGGUGGUCACUAUUGGGAAAUGAAUCAAAUUCAGAAUCCCCAGCACCCAGGGAAUCAUUGUUACACUUCUCAGCGAGGCUGGGACUGGUCAAGGUCACUGGGUUUUUCCUGCGUAGGACUGGCAGUGAGGCGUGUCUAAAACUCCCGAAUAGUCGCGGUCACCUGCCAAGGGACGUUGCUCUAGACCACGGCUUCAACGGUCUUGCAGAAUUGUUAUCAGAGUAUAAUUUAACCAGCCUGUUACCAAUAGGGCGGUGGAUUCAGCGUGAGGAGGGACGCUUCCAAACCCAGGACACGGGAGAUGUGACCUUGACUGCUGAUCUGCAAAAUCAUCAUAAAACCUUAGAAGAGGAUAUAACUGUGCUACAGUGUGUCAAGCAGCAGUUGGAGUCAGAAGAUACAGAUGUGUCUCGGAACUGGCAGACAGACUGGCCCCACCAAAACACACAAACUGAUAAAGCUGAACCAGACACUGACACAUUCAAAGCUGUAUGUGACAAAGCCAAAGACCUAUCAACCCUUGUAUCAGUAGAUGACUAUUGCGCCCCAGCAGAUAUAUACUCAGACCCAAACCUUGACGGCGGCCAUGAUGGCGGCCAUGAUGAUGACAUUGAGAUGAGCGAGGAUUGUGACGUUGCCAUGGAGAUGGACUCACAUGACCAGACUGAAGGCGAUGAAGAGACACAUGAUAUCAUGGAGGGCAGUAUUUCGACCCUUCACCAAGUGAGCGAGCAUUUACAGAGGAUAAGAGCGAAAAGUACGGUGUUCAGCAAAAUACUGGAACAGGGUAAUCACAAGAGAAUAUCGGACCUGCGUGCGGAGAACCUAGCGCGGUUCAGCACAUCCUGUCCAUCCCUCGACAACGAAAGUCGAAACUCCCCGCUUCCGGUUAUAGAUGAAGCAGACCAUCACAAGUCUAUGGUGGACCUUGCGGAUGACAAUGUGGGGGACUCUGGCGCAAGCCCUGCAUCCAUGUGUUCGGGGGACGUGUAUUCUUCAGGUCCUGACAUCGCUGACGGCUCCGACGGAGUCCAUAUCAUAGUUGACGGUACUACAACAGAUAGCUCCACAGACAUUGGCCUAGAGACUCAGGAAUAUGAUCGGUUUCUUAAUGACUUCUAUGGGGGCAACGUUCCACAGGUGCGUCGCCGUAGUUUCAGUCCACAGCCAAUGAAACCCCCUGUACUACAAGAAAGGGAACCGGACAACAACAACAUGCUCAUACAUGCUAACAAGAGUGUUAAUCUGUUGCCGGCAGAGGAAGACACGGAUGAAGACUCGUUCCCAAGUCGAGAAGACGUGUCAGGGUCCGAUGGCAAUCUCAGUGGGGGAGGGGAUUCAUACCGACGCCAUCUGAAGAGUGAUGGGGAUGCGAUGGUUACCCAGAGGAGGCGCAUUUUGCAAAAUGGGGAAACUGAUGUGAAUGUUCGGGGUAAGGAAAACAACGUUCGGUACAGCGCGGACGUCGAGACUAUGAUGAGAAAUGCCAAAGUCAGAGAACUUCAGGGUCACCACUCCGGUAGCCACCUCGAGGCGAUGUCAAGUGUUUCCCGUGGUGAUGGGCGUAUCUUAUCGGCACUGCCGCAUGGUAAAAUCACCAAGGCUCUCAGUAUGUCCUCGAUACCGGCUGCAACCAACGCUGACAAAACCAAGGGUUCCGGGCUUAAGGGCAAUGAUAAAGCGACCCCUUCAUAUCUCCUUAUACAAAAGCUAAUAGCUGAACAUGAUGCGCAGUUUCACGACAGCAAUGAGCCCUUGGAGGAGGAGAAUGGCUUUCCCGUGCAGCACGUGCAAACUAAAACACCAAAUAAGCAAAAACCUCAACUCUCUCUCUUAGAUUUCCUUAAUGACUCGUCCAAUUUCACAGACUCGGGUCUGAGUUCCCCGAAACAGAAGGAGGAGAAAAAACCAAAGAAGCCCGGAGUCUUCUCCCGAUUCCACUCAAGCUACAGAAUCAAAAAGCACCUAUGGAUGUCUCAUACUAACAAAGAGAAGGAGGGAAAGGAGAACAAACUACGUGCCGCAUCCCAUCGCUUUGUGCAAGUCAGCUUCAGUAACGCCACGACCUGUGACGUCUGCCGAAAACCUCUCAUAAACAAACCCGCUUCAAGUUGCCAAACUUGCCUUUUAAACGUUCAUGACAGUUCCUGUAAGGAGCACAUAACUGCCUGUGAUAAAUCAAAACUUAAGGGCCCCCUAGCCCGACAGUCGAGUACCGACGGUGAUGGUGGGUCUCCCAACCAGGAUAAAAACAAUGGCUCUACAGGGGUUACCAGUAUGCGUAGUGCGUCAUUCCGGGACAACUCUACGAGAGUUGUCAACUCGUACGCGGGCUCCUCCACCCAACCACUGCCUGGUGCCGAGGUGCCUGUACAACCAGACAUCGCCAAGGAAUCAGUCGUGGUGCGGAAACGAAAAACAAAAAAUGCUUUGCAGUCAGCCGCCGCUCAGCUCCAGCGACAUAGUCUGCCAACGCCAAGGAUACAGGUAGAUACGAGUUAUCUCGACAAGCGGUCAAAAUCUCCGGGUCGAUUGACGACUUCAAAUUCUUUGCCUGCGAGCAAUGAUGUUGUUUCUAAAAACAGUCCCUCCAAUAACCAUGCGAUUGCAGAGGAGGGAGAAUCUGAUCGAGACGUCUCCAGGCUGGACCUGGGACCAUCUUUCAAUGAAGCCAUAUGUCGCUCAACAGAAUCUUUGGAUGAAUUGGACAGUGCUACCAUGUCGGAGUCCCGAGUGAAUGAAGAGUUACUGGCCCUGGAUGUUGUGGAACCAGAGACGUGGAGUGAGACGGCGGAUAAGAAACUCCUGAAAAAGCUUCAUUCCAAGGACAUUAAACGACAAGACACCAUAUGGGAGUUGAUACAGACUGAAAAGCAGUAUUGCAAGAGAUUAAAAGCACUCAAAUAUAUCUUCCGUGAGGGAAUGGUUCGCGAGUUACGGAUGUCAAAGGUGUGGUUUGAACGUCUGUUCCCGCGUCUAGAUGAACUGGUCGCGAUACACGACAACUUCCUGGCACGACUUCAGAGCCUGCAAAAUGUACGACCUGAUCGACAAGUGGAGGAGAUCGGGCCCGCACUCAUAGAUCAGUUUUCCAAUGAAGCUGGACAGAAAAUGAAGGAGGCAUAUGGGGUUUUCUGUAGCGGACAUCUGGAGGCUGUUCGAAUAUAUAAAGAAUUACUUGCUAAAGAUAGGAAGUUCCAGCUUUUUAUAAAGUCAUGUUCCGAUAACCCUUACACUAAGAAGCGAGAAUUCCCCGACUACAUCUUGCUCAUUACUCAGAGGCCGACAAAGUACCCCGUUCUCGUGGAAGCCAUCAUCAAAAACACAAAAGACAAGAAGGACAGAGAGUACCUUGUUCAUGCGCACGGGUGUGUUGAAGAUGUGUUGAAAAGCGUUGACCAGCAAGUUUGUGCAGCUGAGCGCGCCAUGAAGUUACAAGAGAUCAGUUCACGUCUUGAUAUCAAGUCAUAUGCUAUACAUAGGGGGCGGAAGUUCAAGAAAGCAGAUGUAACUCAUCGAAGGUUACUAUACGAGGGUAUGAUCGGAUGGAAGAAUGCACGGGGCAAGGUUGUCGAGGUUCUAGCUGUAGUUCUCAAUGAUGUAUUGUUUUUCCUGCAAGAUAACAACCAGAAACUGUCAUUCUUCUCACAAGAUAACAAGCACGGUGUAGUGUCGCUGUUUAACCUGCUGGUUCGGGAAAAGCGCGACUCCAAGGACACAAAAGGCAUCUAUCUGAUCAGUCAGAAUAAGCGCAACCCGGAGAUGUACGAGAUUGUCUUCAACUCCUCUGCGGAUAUGGGCAAGUGGGCCAAAGCUCUGAGAGAGGCCAUAUCACUGUGCCCGGAAGAAGAGGAAGAAGAGAUCUCUGAGGCUGAGGAAUUUAGGAGACGUCAGGAGGAGAAAUGUUUAGAAAAACACGAGAGGGCCAAGGGACUUAUGGAGCAAAUGCACGUGAAGGAUUGUGAGAUCAAGCGACUGUGUGACGAGAAGAAUCGACUCACAGACGAGCUCAUGGCUGUUUUUAAUGACGAUGAUCAGCCUAGGUCUCGGCCAGGGUCGCAAGACUUUGAGGAGCUAGGCCAUGAUUCAUCGUCCAUAGUGGGUGCCUCACUGCAGGCGUGUGUCCAAGAUGUGUCCAGUCAACUGACCGCGCUACUCCAGGGGAACGUGUCCAAUCUGUCUCGCAGUGUUAGCAGUGUUGGUGAACAUGCUAGCAACACGUUCAAGGAGAUAUUUGUACCAAAACGGGCCGAGACAUUUGCUGGGUUCGAUAACCAUGAGCAUACCAAAGUGCGUUGCCGCAUGGAUGGCGCGGACCAGGGGGACAAUUUUAUUGCAGGGGAGGGUCGUAGUGACAGCCUUCACGAUCUCGCUGGUGACCUCUCUAGGGAGAGUAAUGAGAGUGAGGGGGAUACAGGGCAUGGCUCCUCCCCAAGUCUGGUGACUUCAGUGACCUCAAGUCUGGGCUCACCUCAGCAGGACACACCAAACAUCACCAAUAUCAUCAAGACUCUAAACGGCAUUGUGCAUCUGACAGCCAGUCAGGGCACUGCUGUGGAGACAUUAAGAGCCCAGCUGGCCGAGGCAAAUGAGCGCAUCAACAAACUCUCGGCUGAUGUACACGACAAGAAGUCGGGAUACAAACAUAAUCAGUUGGAAGAGCUUAGAAACCUCUCGGGCGUUAUCCAGCGCGAGAAAGAGGAAUGGGAGAGAAAACGGGACAAGCAGCAGUCAAUGCUAGACCAUGAGAGAAGGGAACUAGAGGAGUUUAAAGCCCAACUCUCUAAACAGGAGGCUGAGAUCAAAGCUGAGCGUGAUAAGUUGAAGAAGGAACGCGAGGUCCUACAGAAGCAGAUGGAUUUUCAGCGACAGAGUGGUCUUCUGCCCAAGGCCCAAGUGGACCUCGAUCAUUACGAUCCUAGUAGUGAUAACCAAGACUCUAGUAGCGAUAAUGUGCAAUCUAAUCCGGACUUUGUGCCCGGACAUAAGCGCUCAGCAUCCGCAUCAGAGUCAUCUAAAUCUUCAAACGGAGAUUUCAGUAAGAAAACAGACUCUAAUGCAAAUAGUACUUCAGCGAAAGAGAAUAAUUUUCGACCUGAACACAAGUCUGUACCUAAGCUUCAAAGUUUCUCUUUCGGAAGCGGUAACAAACCCGUACCCGUGCAUCUUCUUAGUGCUGCUAAUGAACAAAAGUUUGGAUCUAAAAAUGUGCAACAACUUCCCUCGAAGCUGCUUUUGAGCGGGGCCUCAACUACAUCCCUACCAGCCCAGGCCAUACCAGGAAUGAAAAAUAGUCCCUCUGGAAAUCAGUCCUCAGCAUCCCUUGCUGAGGAUACAGGUAGUCGAGGCGACGCCGGCCAGCUUGGUCAUAGUGCUAGUCUCGGAACUCUGGGGACAAGUGUCACUGUUCCCAAGGGGAGUAGACAGAGUAAUCGACCAAAGCCGUCACCCUUGGGAGGUGGAUUAUCGACCUCGUUACUAAAACUUGCAGAAAAGGGCGAUAAAAAGAACAAAAGCAGCAGUUCUAGUCAAAAGGAAAAGGAAGAAAAGGGGGCAUCGCCCCCAGGAGACAAAAGUCAGCGCCCGCAAAGUGCCGGAAAUCGCUCCGGGAAUAUAAACCAUAAGCCACAGAAGUCAGACAGCGAUGUUAUAUACUUCUAGGAUAUUAAGAUGGUUCAAAGUAGUUCAACAGAUGUACAGAAUGAAGAAGAUAGAAGCUGCAAAAAUGAUGACAAGAUAUCCCUGAGAUUAUAUCGGAGUGCCUUCCUCACAGCCUUUCUGCUAUUGGUCACAUAUUUUAGUUUUAGCGGAAACCAAAGUCACUUCUUUGCGAUAGUUAAUCAAUAAUUUGAACAGUGCUAUGGUAUAUAUAUGGUUUUAGCUUGUGCUGUGUAAAAAAUUCACAUCCAGGUUGAUGCAUGUAUUUUGAAUCAAUCUUGGAGGGUGGUUUAAGGCUUAAAGGUCAAGUAAAAAUGAUUUCACACUUUUUCACACUUAAUGGGCUAAAGUGUGAGAAAUAUUAGUCGUGUAACAUGUAAAUUAUGUUCAGAUUUCAAAAAUGUGCAAUACUGUUUGUUUUUUUAAUGAUUUUUAUCUUUUCUUUUUAUUCAGAUCUGUGAAAUAUGUAUUAUUUUGAUUAUAGUAAAAUAGUAUUUCAGAUGUAUGAUUUUGAAAGGAAAAAAGAAGAAAAAUCAUUUUUACUCAUUUGUACAAAGAUAUAAAUUUUAAAAUAAAAAUACAUGGGAAUUUAAGAUUGUAUCAUAUUUAACAAGAGCAACUUAUUUUUGUUUCUUGAUUGUUUUAUGUUUUUAUUGACUAAUUUUCUAUCACUAAAAACUAAUAAUAUGCAUGACUGACCGUUAUAUUUUAACCUUCUGCUAUAAAUUGUUAAUGUAUUGAAAACACAAGAUGUAAUGAUGUAAUAUUUAUUUUAUUUAUGAAUGUCUUGAUUAUUAUUUUUGCUGGACAUGUACAUUUUUAUUGAGAAUGGCAUGAAUAAUUUUACAAAAAAAGGCGUAUUAUAAAGAUGUACUGAUAAAAGAUCGAAUGUAACAGUGCGUAACAUAUCGACGUGGAAAAAACUGCCUUGGUAAUAUACUUAUUUAUGAUAUAUAUUAGUUUAAUCAGUAAUAGUAUGCAAUAAAGUGUGAUUUAAAUUGUGAAUAUCAAAGUCAGUGCUACUUAUUCUAAGCUUUAGACUCUGUUUUUUAUUUGCAUGUUCCAUAAAAUUAGGGCUUCUGAUUUAUUAACAGAAUCGAGAACUUCAAAUACCCGGUAAAAACGUUUUUCUUGCCAAACUUGUAAUGUAACUACUACUUUUUAUAUUUUUUUAAGAAGUAGAGACAGCAGUUGCUUUUGGCAUAUAGAAAAAAACAAUACAUUUUUUGUUAGAAAUUGAUCAACUGAGAUGCAUUGUAUUGUGCCUUGCUCUUUUUUGACCCAUAAAUACACUUACAUGUCGAUGUAGUGUACCGCAACCAAACAUGUUUUAAUACGCGCAAUUGUGAACGAAAUCAGCUGUAUGGCAUAAAUCUGUCAUUUUGAAUUCAGGUAGCAUUUUAACUGAUGACACAUCAGUAUAGACCGGUAAUAGUAGUCCAACUAACAGUGUGAAUUUUACAACCCAGAAAUGGUUGUAUUGAUGUGUUUUCAGAUUUUAAUGUUUUAUAUAAACACAUUCCUAUAAACGAAACAUGGAUAUCUAUUUUUGCUAUAUGUUGAUAAAGCAUAUUGUUUAUAAAGUACUAUUUUGUAAUAGGAAAUAUAUCAUACCAGUCAUUUAACCAUAUUUCCCUUCAUUUAAUGUUUGUACGUCUUUCACAUUUUCCUAAUGUUAGAGUAUACCCUUGUAUACAAUUCCUACGAAAUAGGUGACCUUGGUCUUGUACUGUCUCCAGUUUUUCUGAGCAUUAGGUGUCUUACGAAAUAGGAAUAUUGGAUCAAUUGUUAAGAACUUUGUUAAAGUUAAUAACACGAUUAACAACAUCGUUGUUAACUUCUAAAGAUGAAAUAUUUUACGAUGUGCUCGUAGAUGUAAAUAAAGCAAGUACAGCUUUAAUAGUUGUUUCAAAUCUUGUUAGAAAUAUACUGCAGAUUAUAAUUGCAUCCAUUGUAAACUUUGACAAAGUUUUGAACAAUCAGCCAUUUAUAUUAUUAAAUCAAAACAAUAAACAAAAUUUUAUUUUAGCAUUGAAGACUGUAGAUUAUUGCUUAAAUUCUACAAGUUUUCUUUAUUUGCUAUGUGUUAUGUUAACAAAAUUUGUUGUGGAACAUUAUCUUAUUAUUAAUAAGCAACAAUAAUUAAAUAUUUUGUAAGGUUUUAAAAUCAGACGAUUGCAAAUAUUUAACACAAGCGUAUUUGAACAAUCUGAAGUGGUCAGUGGUAUUUAUCACACAUUACUAUAAAAAGAGACAUUUUGAGCAGACAGCAGUCUGGUUGGUAAAUGAUUGUCAACAAUGGUUUUGUAUAUAUUUUGUUCUUACGAAAGGCCUCCUAAUGUUUCAGAACUUUUGGCAGUAUCUAAUGGACCUUCUGUAUAUCUUUUAGGGAGGCAUUCUUACAUAGUUGGCACAUUACUCUGGAUUUGCAGUUAAAAAUCAUGAGAAUGAUAACUGGAAUAGUUGUAUUUACUGUUGAUAAAAACUUGCGUUACAAAUUUUUAGAUGGUGACUAGAAAGUCUUCAAGCAGCAUUUUUGUUUGGUUAAUAAUUGUAAAUCAUUAAAAUCAAAAGUUUCAGUUAAUCAUGAAAUUUAGGAUAUAGUUAAUCAAUGAACUUAACCCUCACUUUUUUCUUUUUAUUUUACUUAAAUAGAAGCUUCAUUUGAACCUGUGGACAAGAUAUUGAAAAGGGAAGAUCAAACAACGGAAUUUGUGCUAUUUAGAUUAUAUUGUGCCUCUGUGCUUAAGAUAGCCUCAUGUGUACAGAUGAAUAUAUAUAACUAUACUCCUGUAUAGAAAAGUUUAUUGUGUAUUAUUUUCUUUAAAAAAAGGAAAAUAACCAAAAAAGUCUAAAAUGAGAAAAUGAAGAAAAAAUAUAGCGUAGGAAAAAAAUUAAUGUGUUCAGGGCGACUAUGCUGAAUUAUGGGUAAAUAUAUACUCCUGUCUAUAUUGUUAAUGUUUGAGGUGUUUAUUAACAUAAAUCUCUGAAACGACUGGUUCAUGGGAAAAUGGAACAUGUUCUUAAAAUAAAUCUCGGUUGACAAAUUCAUAUUCUAUACAUUAAUGGUUUUUGAAGUCGUGUAUUAUAUUGUGACUUUAGUUAUAAAAAUGUGUUGAUUUUAACACUUUUGAUUAUAAAAAAAUAAGCUUGCACUGCUAUUUGUUCUUUAUACUUUUAUGUAGAGUGCCGCACUCUGCGAUAUUAUUGCAUUGUGUUCACUGCAUUUCUUCGUUUAAAAAAAUCGAUAAAAAAACAACAUUUUUGUAUCAAUGUGAUUAUCGUAUUAUGUGAACUUUAAUAAUUAAAAUUGUCGCCAGAAAGAAAAUAAAUUGUAUGAAUUUGGCAAUAUCAUAAUUGAUAAAGACGUAAAAUUCUGGACAUAGAAAUAGCCAUUUUCCCAGGGCUGAACAUGUUUACAGAUGAUAUAUGUAUUAGUUUGUCUUUUUGUCACUCUCGUUUCAUCUUCACACACCCUUUUUAAUGUGUUUGAAUUGAUUUUUGUUAUCGGAUUGAAGAUUUUAGGACAUCAAGCUGGUAGAAACAGCACUUGGUAAUUUAAUAAUAACUACUUUUAUCGCAUACUGGCCUUACGAAAGUUUAAAUACUUUUAAAAGAUUUUAACUCAUUUUGUGUUUUGUUAAGAUGCGUGUUAUCAGUUCUAUGUCAAGGCCUAAUGAAUGUUUCGAUGUUCAGAACUUUCGAUAUACAAUAUGUACUACUAAUAAUUGUAUAAAACAGUGAUUAACUAUGAAUGCUAUAUUAUGGAGACGGGUCUCCAAUGUUUUUCGAUGAUAUUUCCAGCUUGCUGGGCAGAUUAACAAUAUUGCUGUACAAGAGUGAACUGUCAUGUACACAUUCUAGAUAAUAAAACAUAUCAGUUUCAUA